Molecule: messenger RNA, 1743 nt
Organism: Pyrus x bretschneideri (Chinese white pear)
Lineage: Eukaryota; Viridiplantae; Streptophyta; Magnoliopsida; Rosales; Rosaceae
Product: F-box/FBD/LRR-repeat protein At1g13570
Exons: 6
Coding region: 336-1601 (421 amino acids)
Molecular function (GO): protein binding
Source: RefSeq, a predicted model, not a curated record
AAAAAAAAAAAACUCGAACAGCAACUGGGCAACUAGCCGCGGAUUUCUGUGCACGCUGAUAGAAAAGGAACUUGGAAAUGAGAAAUGAUCCGAGCUCGAAACUCCAAAGUCUAAACUGAAUCCGCAGAUACAUACACUCCAAACGUCGAUUCUCGACGCAGAGAAAGUAAAAAGAUGAAGGAAAAUUUGACAUUUUUGAAAAGAUAACAGAGCUCUCUCCUUCAUAUCCUUCUCCCCAGCAAAUCGAACGUACGCCGGAAAUUCGUGGGUUUUGCUCAAGUUUUGAUCUUGUUGUGAACAUUUGGAGCUUAAGUCGGUUGAGUUCAAAUAUACGAAUGGGAGAUUUUUCGGGUUGUGAUUUGAUAAGCAAUUUGCCUCAGAGCAUUAUAGAGAGCAUUCUUACGCGUCUCCCGAUCAGAGACGCUGUAAGAACUAGCUGCUUAUCAAGGAAGUGGAGAUACAAAUGGACUACCAUCACUCAUCUUUCGUUCGAUGAAAAAUGUGUCACUCUAUCCAAUGACCGAGCUCUUGUUGAGAAAAGCCUCAUAGAUUUUGUUACUCGAGCUCUCUUUCUUCACCAAGGACCCAUUCACAAGUUCCAGCUUUCGACUUCUUAUUUGCAGAGUUGCUCGGAUAUUGAUCAAUGGAUACUUUUCCUUUCGAGGAACGAUAUCAAAGAGUUGGUUCUUGAGUUGGGAGAAGGUGAGUGGUUUAGGGUGCCUUCGUGCCUUUUUUACUGUAAAAAGUUGACCCGUCUGGAGCUAUUUCGCUGCGAGUUGGAUCCGCCUCCUUCUUUUAAAGGAUUUUUGUGUUUGAAGAGCCUCAAUCUUCAUCAGGUUUUGGUUACUCCUGAUGCAAUCGAAAGUCUUAUUUCCAGUUGCCCUCUACUUGAGAGUCUGGCUUUGUCGUACUUCGAUAGCUUAGCUCUAAACAUCCGCGCUCCAAAUCUCAAAUACUUGUGUCUUGAAGGCGAAUUUAAGGAUAUCUGUCUUGAAAAUACUCCGCUUUUGGUUGCCAUGUCUGUUGCUAUGUAUAUGACUGAUGACAUUGCUGAGCACUUUGAGCAAAGUUCAAAUUGCAAUUUUAUCAAGUUUCUUGGUGGCAUUCCACUUCUUGAGAGGCUUGUUGGGCAUAUCUACUUUACGAAGUAUUUGAGUAUAGGUAAUGACCUAGGAAUUCUUCCGAUUACUUACAAUCGUUUAAAGAUUAUCGAAUUAUAUCAAGUAAGUUUCGAAGAUAUGAAUGAGAUACUAGUUGUUCUUCGCUUGAUUACGAGCGCUCCCAACUUAAGGGAACUUCAAAUCUCGGGAUCUUCAAAUGCUUUAGCAGCAAUAGAAGCGUCCGACUUGGAUUUCUGGGAGAAACAAUGCCCUUCCGACUGCACAUUCCGAAGGCUUAAAGUUGUGAAGAUGACAGAUAUGUCUGGAGUGCCACAUGAAAUGGAAUUCAUCAAGUUUUUGUUGAAGAAAUCGCCCGUGCUUGAGAUGAUGAGUAUCACGCCUUGCGCGUAUGGUUUGGAAGGGCGGAUGAAGAUGUUGAUUGAGUUGGUGAGGUUUAAACGGGCAUCUCCAGAAGCAGAAGUUAUCUUCAUCCAAGAUUAGGGAUUCCCUUAAAAUUUAAGGCACUGCCGUCAACUGCCGUGGUUGGUAAGAUGCAGCAAGCACCAAACAGAUAACUUAAAUGUAAACAGAGGCGUUAUCAUCAUAUAAACAUUGCACCGUGUUAAUACAAUGAGUCAUAUUU